Molecule: messenger RNA, 2316 nt
Organism: Xylona heveae TC161
Lineage: Eukaryota; Fungi; Ascomycota; Xylonomycetes; Xylonales; Xylonaceae
Exons: 7
Coding region: 141-1817 (558 amino acids)
Biological process (GO): mRNA processing
Cellular component (GO): nuclear speck; U2AF complex; nucleus
Molecular function (GO): pre-mRNA 3'-splice site binding; poly-pyrimidine tract binding
Source: RefSeq, a predicted model, not a curated record
AGUGCUGGGAACGCUCAGGAUUAUUGAAGAUUGCGCACAACACGUCGCUGUGUUGCGAGUGUCUCUUCUCAAUCCCAUUGCACCUUACUAAAAAUCAACAUAUCUCUUGCUCAAAGUGUUGCUAUCGAUCCGUUCUCAUCAUGAACGGCGACAGCUAUUCUUCUAGAGAUGCUGGACGGCACUCGUCGUCUCGCGAUUACUACUCUUCGAGACCGGAUCGUGAGGAACGACGAGAGCGCGAUCGAGGGAGCGACCGGCGUCGAUCCAGAUCACCGGGCCACCGUGGCUCUCGAUCAAGUCGACGCGAUUAUGAAGCAGACACGUAUUCCUCUAGUCGCGACUAUCGGGAGCGUGAAAGGGAGGAAAGAUACUCUGGGAGGGAUAGGCGGGAUGACCGGGGCUGGGAUAGAGACCGUGGCAGUUCAAGGCGCGAUGCAAGACGAGACGAUGACGGCGACCGAUCUUAUCGAAGGGAUAGAGACAGGGACCUUUUUGAUGAUCGCGGAGGCCGGAGCAGGAGAGCAGAUCGGGAUGGCUUUGGCGGUGGGCGGGAGCGCAGAAGGAGUGCUACUCCGCCUGCGAAGAAGAAAGAGCCCACCCCUGAUCUGACCGAUGUCGUGUCCGUCUUAGACCGCAAGCGUCGCUUGACUCAGUGGGAUAUCAAGCCGCCUGGCUACGAAAAUGUCACCGCAGAGCAAGCAAAGUUGUCCGGAAUGUUCCCACUCCCCGGUGCUCCUCGACAGCAGCCAGUGGAUCCGAGUCGUCUUCAAGCCUUUAUGAAUCAGCCAGGCGGAACAGCAAGUAACGCUUCCCUCAAACCAUCAACUUCUCGACAGUCGAAACGUCUCUUUGUGUCAAAUUUGCCGGCUUCCGUCACCGAGGAUACGCUCGUCCAAUUUUUCAAUCUACAGCUUAAUGGUUUGAACGUCAUUGAGGCCGCAGACCCAUGUAUCUCUGCACAGGUAUCCCAGGACCAUGAGCGCGCCCUCUUGGAGUUCAAAAACCCUUCGGAGGCUACAUUAGCGUUGGCUUUCGAUGGCAUUACAAUGGAUGAUGGAGGCAGUGGCGCUACCAAUGGCUCCGCAUCUGGGCUCUCUAUACGUCGACCGAAGGAUUACAUUGUUCCAGCAAUUACUGAUGAUUCGGUCUACGAGGAGGGGGUUGUCUCAAGCAUCGUUCCCGAUACGCCAAACAAAAUCAGCGUAUCGAACAUUCCAUUUUAUCUUACCGACGAGCAAGUAACUGAAUUAUUGGUCUCGUUUGGAGAACUUAAGGCCUUUAUUCUCAUCAAAGACCGCGGAACGGAAGAAUCUCGGGGCGUUGCUUUCUGCGAGUAUGUGGACCCUGCAGCCACUGACAUCGCUGUCGAGGGCUUGAAUGGUAUGGAGCUCGGCGACAAGCAUUUGAAGGUGCAGCGAGCUAGUAUAGGCGUCCAGCAGGCCACAGGAUUAGAGAUGGGCGUCAAUGCAAUGUCUAUGCUCGCUGGGACCACAUCCCAUGACCUUGAAGAAAGCCGCGUUAUCCAGUUGCUUAACAUGGUCACCCCGGAUGAGCUCAUUGACAAUGAGGACUAUGAAGAAAUCUGUGAAGAUGUUCAAGAAGAGUGUUCGAAGUUCGGCACAAUCCUUGAAAUGAAAGUGCCUCGGCCUAGCGGAGGCAGCAGACAAUCCGCCGGCGUCGGCAAGAUCUUCAUCAAAUACGAUUCGCCAGCAUCUGCCGGCAAAGCACUUCAAGCUCUAGCAGGCAGAAAGUUCGCGGAUAGGACAGUCGUGACCACUUUCUUCUCCGAAGAAAACUUUGACGUCAAUGCCUGGUAAAAUGGCCCCUUUGAGGCCUUUCCUGAUAAAUUUCUAAAAGACCCAAACCUUGAAUAAUAACCUCGCUACCUCGUGGUGUUCUGCUGGCCAUGCAAAUUCAUCUCAGCGUCCCGUCAACAUUCGAUGCAACAAACUGUAUUUCUAGCACAGCCUGAUCCGGGCGAUUGUGGAAUUGGAAUAAAAGCGUAAUUAUAUGGGGUUUUUUUCUUAUUGGCUCAAUGGCUCCCGUAAACUGCUUAAUUAUGCAAUGUCCUAGUAAUACGCAUGGCAAGCCACAGUACCAGCAUUGAUUGGGAGGUUGCUGGGUGAGAGCAUCCGAGUAUCUCAACGGGUUGAUGAAUUCAGCCCAGCUGCUUGAUUAGGUAGAGCGUCUCAGCCAACGCUAAGUUGAGCUAGGGCGCUAGGACCAUUUCAGUGACGGCAGCGUCACUCGCUUCAAGCGAUGACCCAAGUCCCUCCGCAAUAAUGUUCCCCGAGCUUCAUUAUCCUAUCACCCCAC